AUGGCAAUACCUUGCAUUAACAAAUUUGCAGUCUCGGUUGCAGUAACGGGGUAUCCACUAGGAUUUCUAUCGGCAAUAACACUGGAGGGCAUUUGCCAUUCGAUUCUGGCCCUGGUGAAAUGUGACAUCACUGAUAUUGAAGAGGACGUCUUCGCCAGAUUGUCUAACCUUCAUACGUUGGCCCUAGACUUUAACAAACUCACUCAUAUCAGGCAGAAUUGGUUCUCUGGUUUGAAUGGUCUCUACGUACUGAGCUUGUCCAAUAACAAGAUAGAGAGGGUGGAUGCGGGGUCUUUUAUCGACCUGAGGUCGCUUGAAGUCUUAAGCCUACAGUACAAUCCGCUACAGACUGUAGACCCUGACUGGUUCUCUGGGCUCCAAAAUCUGUUGGAGCUCCGCUUGGGAUCAAACCACAUUCCUCGGGGCGCAUUCCGGUACCUUCAUGACCUCCGUGACUUGACUCUAGGCGGGAACUUUACAUUCGUCGACGGGGAGACGUUCUGGGGGCUAAGGAAUCUUUCGUCCGUGCUUCACGUUGUUGGCAAGAGGUUGGGCACGGUUCGUGACACGGUGGUGGAUGAUGCGGCGUGGAGCCUUUCUCUUCACAAUCUCAAGGAUGAACGCGACCAUCAUCACAUCAGAAGACAGGAUGUGUCACUUACGAUCUCCGACUAUCUCGUCUGUAUCACUCACCACCCUUUCAUGAAUGAACAGACUUGGGGUUGGACAUACAUGUAUAAUUUAUCUACGUCUUCUGACAGUAGUGUUACAAUAGAAAACACAUCGUGUGGCUUGCCAGACAUCCUCUUGACAAAGACUAAGGGUCAGGAACAUUCUCUUGUCCUGAUAAAGACUGGAUUUUUCAACCGAAGCACCCUUCAUAGUGACACUGACCAGUGUAGACAGGGAUGGGAACAGAAUGGUGGCUUGACUGUGGCUUUACAGGGUGGCUUACGCCUACGCUUCACUACACUAUCGGAAGCAAACGAGACUAUGAGGGCGUUUGCUUUAAGGUUGGAAAGGACGACACAUAACGCAAGCACGAAUAGCUCAUCCACUGAAGGAAAUCUGAGGCCAUUCACCCAAACAAACGCGAGAAAUAUAACCUGUUUUGUGCUUGGCAAUGGGAAUACUAGUUGCUUGCACCGUACCGCAUGCGAAAUCUGGCGGGCGAGGUCUGCUUCCCUCCCCGCCAUUCCCCACCAACACAGUGACGUUUCCCAGCGCCAACUAAUAUCUUGCAGAUCGCUGCCUACAACCCUAAGCUCAAUCGAACCCAACUACUGUGAGAUCCCAGACGAUACUGCCCUUUCAUUUCACACGUACUGGGAAAUCGAAGAUGGUGGCAUGUCUGAUGUGAACAGAUCAGCGCUCACGAAGCUCCCGGCUAAAACACGCACGUGGAGGGAAGAACGAGAGGACGUAGUCUCUUGUCAGUCACUGCCUGCUGUCUCACCCUCUACCGAACCGACGUAUUGCAACAUUUCAGAUAGCGACGAAGGUGAUGGUGCCCCGUUACCAUUUUAUGGCAUUGCAGUUGAUUUGACGCUACCUGCAGUUAUGGGGGAGGGUGAGAACCGCAGUAUCUACCACGGCAAUAAGACCAAACGUUCACGCCAUCUCAGCCUACGUAGAACACGGUAUGAUAGAUGGAAAUCCCAUCGUGUAACGUUCUACGGAAAGGCGGCAGAGACGUCCCGUGACCACGGCAGCCUUGAGAGAAGUUCACGCCGUCUCCAGCAGACAUCUAGCCGACCUACAGCUGUGUAUGGAAGAUCCAAAUCCCACGGCACAACGUUCUACGGAAAGGCGGCAGAGACGUCCUGUGAACACGGCAGCCUUGGCAGAUUUUCACGCCGUCUCCAGCAGACAUCUAGCCGACCUACAGCUGUGUAUGGAAGAUCCAAAUCCCACGGCACAACGUUCUACGGAAAGGCGGCAGAGACGUCCUGUGAACACGGCAGCCUUGGCAGAUUUUCACGCCGUCUCCAGCAGACAUCUAGCCGACCUACAGCUGUGUAUGGAAGAUCCAAAUCCCACCGCCGCGUAACGUUCUACGGAAAGGCAGUGAAUGUCCCACAAAACUUGAGCAUGCGAACUAACACAAACCCGCCAGGUUCUAAUUCUCAAUCGACGCAGACGCAAGUUCAUUCGAGCGUUAUAGUAGAGGAUGCAGGUUCAAUGGUCUGGCGACCAACCUCCUGGCCAAUGCAAAUCGUCGAAGGCGGCGGCCGCCGGCGUAACCCGCAGCGGCCAGCUUCCCUUACCGAAGUACUAAACACGGCAAUGGGCCUUCAGCGUGAAGAUUGCGAGAACGCACCAAGGCAAACUUCCCUCACAAAUCCUCAAACCACCUACGCCCUAUCUGAGGAACUGCUUAACUCCCGGCCUUUACGGGGCCAAAGUACGAGAUUGUCUCUUCCUUCCCUACGCUGUAUCAAUGGGACACCACAGAAUGAAGAGAUACUAAACCAAACACGAGCAAACCCCUAUAGGUCGUGGGAAAUACCUCACAAUGCACACUUUAACACAUCGCGUUCAGAGCCUCAAAUCCCCACCGUAGCAAACACCUAUUGGCCGUGGGAGAUCACAAUUGGAAGUCCCCUAGCCCCUAGCAGUAAGAGGGCGUCUCUCACUGCCUGCCAUGAGACACUGCCGAGUGAAGCGCCCUCACAAAUUAACACCUACUGGCCUUGGGAGAUCCCCAGUGUUAGACAUUUCACUGUGAGAUAG
Molecule: messenger RNA, 2733 nt
Organism: Branchiostoma belcheri (Belcher's lancelet)
Lineage: Eukaryota; Metazoa; Chordata; Leptocardii; Amphioxiformes; Branchiostomatidae
Exons: 2
Coding region: 1-2733 (910 amino acids)
Cellular component (GO): plasma membrane
Molecular function (GO): protein binding
Source: RefSeq, a predicted model, not a curated record